Molecule: messenger RNA, 738 nt
Organism: Penicillium chermesinum
Lineage: Eukaryota; Fungi; Ascomycota; Eurotiomycetes; Eurotiales; Aspergillaceae
Exons: 1
Coding region: 1-738 (245 amino acids)
Source: RefSeq, a predicted model, not a curated record
AUGUACAGCGCCGAGAUCGUAGGCGCGUUGGCGAACAAUCUUUCGCCUAGUUUUAGCAUGGCCAGUAAAUGGGAGAACGAAGUAAAAAAGGAGUUUGAAACCUAUCUGCGGGUGAACGGCUGGCCUCCUUCAUCGUUGGGGUCGCGAUUCUUCAGUUCCCCCUGGUCUAAAGACAUACCUCCUCCUCUCCUUGAUACCCUUCGGUCAUUUCAGCAUCUUAUCGCAUACUACGAAUCAGCGAGUGAUAUAGAAAACGAGGAUUCGCGGAUCAAAAACAAUUAUCUUAUCUUCGCAACUCGUCGACUAUUUCACUUGCCCAUGGAGUGCCCGCUCAGUCCCUCACACGAAACGAUCCGACUCGCCAUCCUGGCCUAUUGUUCGUCUAGAAUAUGGUCCACCCCACUCUCGCCAUGCGUUGACACUAUCAUGAAAGCUCUUCGCCCCGCCCUCGCACAAAGUUUCAAUAAGCUCCAAAAUACGGCCCCGGAUCUUCUGUUCUGGAUUCUUUUCAUUUUCGGAUUCUCCACUCAGAACAUGCAAUAUCAGCCAUGGAUCGCGACGCAUAUCAGGCAAUCCGCCAAAUCACUAAAACUCGAAAGCUGGAACGAUGCGUUGCCUGUGUUGGAAGUGUUCUUCUUUGUCUGUAGAUCUCCCCAGGAUCCAGCCAUAUCUUACUGGACCUCCGCCAUUUCCUCUGAACCAUUCGGUGUUCAAAAACAAGUGCAGAAUAGGACUUGA